GUGACAGUUUUUUAGUUUGUGAUUUGACAGAAACUCCAGGAGAGGAGAGAUACCUCUGUUAUAGUAACCUUAUCCCCUAUUGCUUCGACUCUCGACUACCAGAGAGAGAGAGAGAGAUAUGGAGAGAGAAGCAGCAGUUCCUCACGUGCUCAUCUUCCCCUUCCCGGCUCAGGGUCACAUGAACUCCAUGCUCAAGUUAGCGGAGCUCCUCUGCCCAGCAGACAUGUACAUCACCUUCUUAAACUCCGACCAUAACCACCAACGUCUCCUUCGCUUCACCGACGCCGAAGCCCGCUUCAGUCACUGGCCCAAAUUCCGCUUCGAAUCCAUCACUGAUGGCCUCCCAGACGACGGCCACUGUUCCGCUGAAAGCACCUUUGAAAUGUUCAACACCUUGGAGUCCAUCACCAGACCUCUUUUCCGAGAUCUGGUCAUCUCCCUAUCCCAUCCACAGCAGGAAAUUCCACCGCUGAGCUGCAUCAUAGCAGAUGGAAUCAUACCUUUCGUCAUUGAUGUGGCAGAGGAGCUUAACAUUCCAAUCAUUUCUUUCCGAACCAUCAGCGCUUGCUCCUUCUGGGCCUACUUCUGCAUCCCCAAAUUAAUUGCAGCCGGCGAGCUUCCCUUCCAAGGAGACAUGGAUGUGCCGAUAAAGAGCGUGCCGGGGAUGGAGGGUUUUCUGCGCCGACGAGAUCUCCCCAGUUUCUGCAGGGCAGAAGAGUUGAACGACCAUGUGUUUCAAACGGUUCUAAGUGCGACCCAGGAGACGACUCGGGCGUCCGCACUCAUACUCAACAGUUUCGAAGACCUGGAAGGCCCAAUACUCUCUGAAAUCCGUUCUCGCCUUCCCAAGCUCUACGCUAUCGGACCGCUCCAUGCCCACUCCAAAACCAGACUGCUUGAACAAUCCUUACUGUCGUCGCUUUCUGCCAAUAGCCUCUGGGAGGUGGACAGAAGCUGCAUGAAGUGGCUCGAUUCCCAGCCACCUAAAUCGGUGGUCUACGUCAGUUUUGGCAGUUUGGCAGUGGUGGGCAGGGAGACACUGUUGGAGUUCUGGUACGGUCUGGUACGCAGCGGGAUACCCUUCCUGUGGGUCGUACGGUCAGAUUCCGUCACCGGAGGAAACGUGAAUGAGGAGAUUCCGGGGGAGUUAGUGGAGGCGACGACGGAAAGAGGGUGUCUGGUGGGGUGGGCUCCACAGGAAGAGGUGCUGGCCCACCCAGCCGUGGGUGGGUUUCUCACCCACAGCGGCUGGAACUCGACGCUGGAGAGCAUAUACACUGGGGUGCCUAUGAUUUGCUGGCCCUACUUCGCGGACCAGCAGAUUAACAGCAGGUUUGUCAGUGAGGUGUGGAGAGUGGGUGUGGACAUGAAGGAUACAUGCGACAGAGGAACGGUGGAGAAGAUGGUGAAGGAAGUGAUGGAGCGGAGGGAGGAGUUGAUGGGUUCGGUGGACAGGCUGGCGAAGCUUGCAAGGAGUUGCGUUAGCCAAGGUGGGUCCUCCCGUUCCAACAUGGACAGGCUGAUCAAAGACAUAAGAUCCAUGGCUCGGUCAUCUCCAAAACUUCACCCAAAAAAAAAAUAAAUAAAUAUCAUGUCCAUAACUUUCUUUUAUUUGGUAAAAUGUCCAUAAUUUUGAGUUCAAGUGAAAAAGACCUUUGGCUUCGGGGGUUUGGCCUGAUUGAGAGCCAAGUUUGUCAGAUGUGACUCUUCUCCAGCGAUCCUCUAACGAUCAUUUAAGGGUUGAAAGAGCUUGAUCACACAUCCCAGUACCUGUCAACAUUUGAAGAUGCGUGUUCAAACACUCUUAGCCCUUAUAUGGAUCGUUGGAGGGUUGGUGGUGUUGAAGAGGAUCUUUUCCCAAGUUUAUCAUGGUUGCAUUUUUUUAUUUUUGUUGUUAUGUUUUAUGAGGUUUGGCUUGAUUGACAGCCAAGUUUGUUUGUUGCAUCUUUUGAAUUACUUAUUUUUGUUUUGUUAUUAAUGGAACAAUAUUUUUUUAGGUA
This is a messenger RNA of Macadamia integrifolia, 2000 nucleotides long. Its product is annotated as 7-deoxyloganetic acid glucosyltransferase-like. Gene Ontology annotation, molecular function: UDP-glycosyltransferase activity. NCBI's taxonomy places the organism in Eukaryota, Viridiplantae, Streptophyta, Magnoliopsida, Proteales, Proteaceae. The transcript is spliced from 2 exons. The record is from RefSeq and is a predicted model, not a curated record. The coding region runs from base 119 to 1582 and encodes 487 amino acids.